AUGAAGAGUCUGCUGAAGAAGGAUGUGAUCAUGAAACAACAGGCCGCACAUGUUAAAGCCGAGCGAGACAUUCUGGCCGAGGCUGAUUCUCCUUGGAUUGUGAAGCUUUUCUUCUCGUUCCAAGACGAUCGUUGCCUCUAUUUCGUGAUGGAGUACGUCCCUGGUGGCGAUAUGAUGCAGCUGCUGAUCAACAAAGGAGUUUUCGAAGAGAAACUAGCACGGUUCUACAUCGCUGAGCUAACAUGUGCCAUCGACUACGUGCAUUCAUUAGGGUUUAUUCAUCGCGAUAUCAAACCGGACAAUAUCCUGAUCGAUCAGCAGGGUCAUAUUAAGCUCACCGACUUCGGCCUAUGCACCUGGUAUUAUGGUCCAGAGAAUGUCUCUGAUCCAGCACAUGUCCGUGUCGAUUCCUUCUCCUUACCAUCAGAAGUAGCAGCAAUGGAGCAGAACAUGAAGGUGCUGAACGUACGCCAUCAGAAGAAACGUGACCAAGCGCAUUCCGUAGUGGGAACUGGAAACUAUAUGGCUCCGGAGGUGAUCUUGAAGAUCGGUCAUACACAGCUUUGUGAUUGGUGGUCCGUUGGUGUAAUCCUCUACGAGAUGGUUUUCGGACGACCACCGUUCAUGUCGAUAACCGACGAUCAGAAGGAGACGCAGUACAAGGCUAGUAUUUAU
Cooperia oncophora is the source of this 675-nucleotide messenger RNA. Lineage: Eukaryota; Metazoa; Nematoda; Chromadorea; Rhabditida; Trichostrongylidae. The record is from the annotation of a GenBank genome assembly.